GCUCGACAGCGGGCACCGCGUCAUCUUGCAAGGCAGUGGGCACGAAGUCACCAGGCACAACAGUGGGCUCUGAGUCAAUUGGCACGACAGCGGGCACCAGGUCAUCAGGUACCGGAUCGUCUGGCUCGACAGCAGGCACCGGGUCAUCUGGCGCUGGAUCGCCUGGCUCUGACAGCGGGCAUCGGGUCACCAGGCAUGACAGCGGGCACCGGGUCAUCAGACAUUGGAUUGUCUGGCUCGACAGCGGGCAUCGGGUCAUCAGGUACCGGAUCGUCUGGAUCGACAUCGGGCACCGGGUCAUCUGACGUUGGAUCGUCAUCUGGCUCGACAGCGGGCAUCGGGGGCAUCACCAGGCAUGACAGCAGGCACUGGGUCAUCAGGUACCGGAUUGUCUGGAUCGACAGCAGGCACCGGGUCAUCUGGCGCUGGAUCGUCUGGCUCGACAGCGGGCAUCGGGUCACCAGGCAUGACAGCGGGCACUGGGUCAUCAGGUAUGACAGCGGGCACCGGGUCAUCAUGUACCGGAUCGUCUGGCUCCACAGCGGGCAUCGGGUCACCAGGCAUGACAGCGGGCACUGGGUCAUCAGGCAUUGGAUCGUCUGGCUCGACAGCGGGCAUCGGGUCACCAGGUAUGAUAGCGGGCACCGGGUCAUCAGGCGUGAUAGGAUCAUCAGGCUGGAUCAG
Staurois parvus is the source of this 684-nucleotide messenger RNA. Lineage: Eukaryota; Metazoa; Chordata; Amphibia; Anura; Ranidae. The record is from the annotation of a GenBank genome assembly.